Messenger RNA from Camellia sinensis, 718 nucleotides. RefSeq names its product dirigent protein 22. The record is from RefSeq and is a predicted model, not a curated record. NCBI's taxonomy places the organism in Eukaryota, Viridiplantae, Streptophyta, Magnoliopsida, Ericales, Theaceae.
AGUUCUUUUGCACCAUAAUCAGUGAGUGACCCGAAAGGUUUUCGAAAUGGCCGGUAUUCUUCUUCAUCUUCCAAACCUAAUCACCAUCUCCAUCAUUCUCAUCUUCUUGGCGGCCACAACUCCGUCCAUCGGAGCCGAUCAUCAUCAUGAAUUCGAAGGGAAACCCAUAAAUCGCAAAUUAAUCGGACUCAAAAAAGAGAAACUGAGCCACUUCCGAUUCUACUGGCACGACAUCCUCAGCGGCAACAAUCCCACGGCCGUGCAAGUAGUUCCACCGGCGUCGAACACCUCCGCCACCGCCUUCGGUUUGAUUAAUAUGAUCGACGAUCCUCUCACAUUAGCCCCCAAUUUGACCUCCAAAAUGGUGGGUAGGGCUCAGGGGUUUUAUGCCUCGGCAUCGCAACAAGAUCUGGGAUUGUUGAUGGUCAUGAAUUUCGCUUUCUCUGAGGGCAAAUACAAUGGAAGCACCCUCACCGUGCUUGGCCGGAACUCCGUCUUUACUCCGGUGAGGGAGAUGCCGGUCAUCGGAGGCAGCGGACUUUUCCGAUUUGCGAGGGGAUAUGUUCAGGCCAAGACUCAUACAGUGGAUCUCACCACUGGAGAUGCCUGUAUUGAGUAUAAUGUUUAUGUAAUGCAUUAUUGAUUUUUUUUUUUUUUCCUCUGGUUUGGUAGCUUCAAUCAUUAUGCUAUGAGAAGUGUUUGGGUGUUUGAGGUGUAU